UGACAAAUUCAAGCGAAACUGUCAAAGAGGUGAUAAGUUAGGUGUGGUUCAGGUUAACAAAAUCCUAAUAUUCGGAGUGAAAGUUUCUAUAUUUCUAUUAAAAUGUCAGCAACUCUUAGGCCAUAUUUAAAUGCUGUUCGUCAUACGUUGACGGCUGCUAUGUGUUUGGAUAAUUUUUCAUCUCAGGUUGUGGAAAGGCACAACAAGCCAGAAGUAGAGGUUAGAACAAGUAAAGAACUUUUGUUAACGCCCGUAAUAAUCUCAAGAAACGAAAAAGAAAAAGUGCUAAUUGAGUCAUCUGUAAAUUCUGUUCGUGUAAGUAUUGCAGUAAAACAAGCAGAUGAGAUUGAGAAAAUUUUGUGUCACAAAUUUAUGCGAUUUAUGAUGAUGAGAGCUGAGAACUUUAUUGUCUUGCGAAGAAAACCUAUUGAAGGCUACGACAUCAGUUUUCUUAUUACCAAUUGUCAUACAGAGCAAAUGUACAAACAUAAAUUAGUGGAUUUUGUAAUACACUUUAUGGAAGAAAUUGAUAAAGAAGUAAGUGAAAUGAAGCUGGCAGUCAAUGCACGAGCAAGAAUUUGUUCAGAAGAAUUUUUGAAGAGAUUUUGAAAUAAUGCCAAACAAUUUGUUAUAACAUUGUUUAUAACGUAUAAGAUAGUGUUAAGAAUGUAAUUCAAAUUCAUUUCCCGCGAAGGUACAGUUAGCAUAAACACAAUAUGU
This is a messenger RNA of Ctenocephalides felis (cat flea), 720 nucleotides long. RefSeq names its product actin-related protein 2/3 complex subunit 4 (gene Arpc4). Bases 103 to 609 code for a protein of 168 amino acids. The record is from RefSeq and is a predicted model, not a curated record. Gene Ontology annotation, biological process: Arp2/3 complex-mediated actin nucleation; actin filament polymerization. Gene Ontology annotation, cellular component: Arp2/3 protein complex; actin cytoskeleton. The transcript has a single exon. Gene Ontology annotation, molecular function: actin filament binding. Lineage: Eukaryota; Metazoa; Arthropoda; Insecta; Siphonaptera; Pulicidae.